Messenger RNA from Notolabrus celidotus (New Zealand spotty), 2731 nucleotides. RefSeq names its product minichromosome maintenance complex component 7 (gene mcm7). Gene Ontology annotation, cellular component: nucleus; MCM complex. Gene Ontology annotation, molecular function: ATP hydrolysis activity; ATP binding; single-stranded DNA helicase activity. The record is from RefSeq and is a predicted model, not a curated record. The transcript has 15 exons. NCBI's taxonomy places the organism in Eukaryota, Metazoa, Chordata, Actinopteri, Labriformes, Labridae. Gene Ontology annotation, biological process: double-strand break repair via break-induced replication; DNA replication; DNA strand elongation involved in DNA replication. The coding region runs from base 161 to 2344 and encodes 727 amino acids.
CCACUUCUUGGAGAGACCCGCAAGCUGCAACUGAAUGAAUCCAGGACUCCGGUUCUUUUUAACCGACUAAACAGUGUAUUAUAAGUCUGCUUCGGUCUGUUGCGACCUGAAAAGGUUUUGGGAACAAGUCUACUUCACUUGAGGGUCCACGUCUGCAGCCAUGGCUCGUAAGGAUUAUGCGGCUGAGAAAGAAAAGUGCAAAAGAUUCCUUCAGGAGUUUUACUCAGAGGAUGAUAAUGGAAAGAAGGUCUUCAAAUAUGGAGCUCAACUUGUGGCGCUGGCCCACAGGGAGCAGGUGUCUCUCUUUGUGGAUCUGGACGAUGUGGCAGAGGAGGACCCCGAGCUGGUCGAGAGCAUCUGCGAGAAUGCGAAGCGCUACACAGGCCUGUUUGGAGACGCCGUCCACGAGCUGCUGCCAGAGUACAAAGAAAGAGAUAUUGUGGCAAAAGAUUCUUUGGAUGUGUACAUUGAGCACAGGCUGAUGAUGGAGCAGAGGGGCCGCGACCCUGCAGACACCAGAGAUGCCAGAAACCAAUACCCACCUGAACUCAUGAGGAGAUUUGAGCUCUACUUCAAAUCUCCCAGCACUAAUAAACCCAAAGUGGUGCGUGAUGUGCGAGCAGACAGCAUCGGGAACCUGGUGGCUGUUCGAGGAAUAGUGACCCGUGCCACCGAGGUCAAACCGAUGAUGACCGUCGCCACCUACACAUGUGACCAGUGUGGCGCAGAGACGUAUCAACCAAUCCAAUCGCCCACCUUCAUGCCCCUCAUUAUGUGCCCCAGCCAAGAGUGCGUCACAAACAAAUCAGGAGGUCGCCUCUACCUGCAGACCAGAGGCUCCAAAUUUGUCAAGUUCCAGGACCUGCGUAUUCAGGAGCAUAGCGACCAGGUGCCAGUAGGAAACAUUCCCAGGAGCAUGUCCGUGUAUGCCCGUGGAGAAAACACACGUCUUUGCCAACCAGGAGACCAUGUGGCCAUCACCGGAGUCUUCCUCCCUCUUCUUCGCACAGGAUACUCUCAGGCUGUCCAGGGCCUUCUGUCGGAGACCUACAUGGAGGCUCAUUGCAUCACACUCAUGAACAAGACAGAGGAUGACGAGCUGGGCAACGAGCAUCUCAGUGACGAGGAGCUGCGCAGCAUCACAGAUGAAGGAUUUUAUGAGAAACUGGCCGGCUCAAUAGCACCUGAGAUCUACGGGCAUGAGGAUGUGAAGAAGGCUCUGCUCCUGCUGCUGGUCGGAGGUGUAGAACAGGCUCCCAAAGGCAUGAAAAUCAGAGGAAACAUAAACAUCUGCCUGAUGGGAGACCCAGGAGUUGCCAAGUCCCAGCUGCUGUCCUACAUUGACCGCCUGGCUCCUCGAAGCCAGUACACAACAGGUCGUGGAUCGUCCGGCGUCGGUCUGACUGCAGCAGUGAUGCGUGACCCUCUGACCGGAGAAAUGACCCUGGAAGGUGGAGCCUUGGUGCUCGCUGAUCAGGGCAUCUGCUGCAUUGAUGAGUUUGACAAGAUGGCUGACGCCGACCGCACAGCCAUCCACGAGGUGAUGGAGCAGCAGACCAUCUCCAUUGCGAAGGCCGGCAUCAUGACCUCCCUCAAUGCUCGCUGCUCUAUUCUGGCAGCUGCCAACCCCGCAUACGGCCGCUACAAUCCCCGCAAGACCAUCGAGCAGAACAUUCAGCUUCCCGCCGCUCUGCUCUCCCGUUUCGACCUGCUGUGGCUGAUCCAGGACAAACCGGAUGCCGAAGCUGACCUGCGUCUGGCGCAGCACAUCACCUAUGUCCACCAGCACUGCCGCCAGCCCCCCACACACUUCACUCCCAUCGACAUGAAGCUGAUGAGGCGUUACAUCGCUGUGUGUAAGAAGAAGCAGCCCGCAGUGCCAGAGAACCUGGCUGAUUACAUCACAGCUGCUUACGUAGAGAUGAGGAAAGAGGCCAGAGUCAGCAAAGACACCACCUUCACCUCUGCCCGUACCCUGCUCUCCAUCCUCCGCCUGUCGACCGCUCUGGCUCGUCUCCGUAUGAUGGACGGGGUAGAGAAGGAGGACGUCAAUGAGGCCAUGAGGCUGAUGGAGAUGUCAAAGGACUCGCUACAAGCUGACAAGUCUAACACCACAAGAACUCAGCGCCCGGCCGACGUCAUCUUCUCAUUGGUGCGUGAGCUCGCCACAGAAGGCGUGAAGGGCCGUGGCGGAGCGGGCGGAGUCGUUCGCAUGGCCGAAGCAGAGCAGCGCUGCGUCUCUCGUGGCUUCACCCCUGCUCAAUUCCAGGAGGCCCUGGAGGAGUAUGAAGAACUGAACGUGUGGCAGGUCAACCAGGCUCGCACUCGCGUCACCUUUGUCUAAAGAGAAAAGGAAAAAGAAGGGACAACUCACAAUGCACGCUUCAUUCUACAGCUGAUGGAAAACCUCUUACCUGUGGGCGUUCUUCAAACUUAUUCUGGGCUAUUCUGUUCUCCUGCAGUGUUUUGUAAUAAAGGUCAAGCACAAGCAUGACUAUUUUUAAGCAUGACUUUUUUGCAAGUAUUCCACAGCUUUUUAUAUUCCCAUUCUCCAGAAAUGUGCUUGUAAAUAUGUAUGUCAUAUUAUAGUGUAGCUUCUGCAGUUUAGAGCUUCCAGUUUCUCUGACGUGAAGCAUUUCUGUAUAUUAUUUUGUGCUUUAAUGAAAGUCAAGCAAGAUGAACAUUGAGCCUUGUAUUGUGACACAUAGUUAUAAUAAAUUGAUGGUUCAAA